Messenger RNA from Babjeviella inositovora NRRL Y-12698, 990 nucleotides. Its product is annotated as S-formylglutathione hydrolase. Gene Ontology annotation, molecular function: S-formylglutathione hydrolase activity. The record is from RefSeq and is a predicted model, not a curated record. Gene Ontology annotation, biological process: formaldehyde catabolic process. Bases 13 to 810 code for a protein of 265 amino acids. Gene Ontology annotation, cellular component: cytosol. NCBI's taxonomy places the organism in Eukaryota, Fungi, Ascomycota, Pichiomycetes, Serinales. The transcript has a single exon.
ACUGCUACAAGAAUGGAUAUCAAUGUUUACUUGCCAGCGUCGUACGACGCUGGCAAGAUUCAUGCCACGCCAGUGUUGAUCUACUUGGCGGGUUUGACCUGUUCCCCAGCCAAUGGGGCGGAAAAGGCCUUCUUCCAACCGUAUGCUGACAAGUACGGAUUUGCAGUGGUGUAUCCAGACACAUCGCCGCGCGGGGCCGGCAUCGACGGCGAGGACGAGAACUGGGACUUUGGAACCGGCGCCGGGUUCUACUGCGACGCCACGACUGAAAAGUACAAGGACCACUAUAGAAUGUAUUCCUACAUCAACGAAGAAUUGCCUGUUUUGUUGGCGGAGAAAUUUGCUGGUUUGGACUUUGAUACGGUUUCGCUCACAGGCCACUCCAUGGGGGGAUACGGCGCCUUGGCAAUCUACUUGAAAAAUGCCGGAAAGUACAAGUCUGUGUCUGCUUUUGCGCCGAUCUCCAACCCGUCCAACUGUCCGUGGGGCGAAAAGUGCUUUGGGGGCUACUUGGGCGACGACAGAGCCGCGUGGUUGGAAUAUGACCCUACCGUAUUGAUCAAGAAGUACGACGGUCCCGUGGCUCCGAUUUUGAUCCAUCAGGGCUUGGCCGAUGCUUUCCACUACAGGGAUAACCAGUUGCAACCGGAGAACUUUUUGAAGGCGUCGGAAGAGAGCAAAUUCAAGGGCAAGGUGAGUGUGAACUUGGUCGAGAAGUUUGACCAUUCAUAUUUCUUUAUUGCCUCCUUUGCGAAGGAGCAUGCCGAACACCACGCAAAGUAUCUUGGUUUGGUAGGGCCAUCUCUUUAAGUUCCGAGGCCUUGUUUGACUGAGAAGCGAGGUCUCUAAGUUUACUAGCGUGCUGAAUUGAUGUGUUACGUCCAGCAUGACUCAGUAUUCAAGAUUUAAUCUAAUUGAAAUUAUUCCUAAUACUUUUUCAUUAGUAACAGUUUACCGUGGUGAUACAUACUGUAGUGGAGCGGGAUCAAC